ACCAGUUGAGUCCAACGGUCAGAACCUGCAGCCGGGUGGACGAGCUGAGCUGCUCCAGCGCCUUCAGCAUGCAGACAGCUGGCAGCCUGUCGGAACCGAACCGCAGGAACUGAACCGGACCGAACUGGACCCCAGGAACCGAACUACACGAACCAAACUACAGGAACUGGACCGGACCGAACUGGACCCCAGGAACCAAACUACAGGAACUGGACCGAACCGAACCGCAGGAAAGGUUUUCAUCCUCCCUCCGCUACAGAAACCAUCCAUGAUGCUCCACCUUCUGCUGCUCCUGUGCUUCCCUCCAGCUGUGGCCUGCUGUCCUCCAGUCUCCCUGUUCUGCUACACCUGCGUGUUUCCGGCCGUCUCUCCUCUGGACUGCAUCCGGUUCCCUCUGAAGUGUCCGCUGGGGCAGCUGUGCCUGUCCAGCCGGGCCGUGGGGCAGAAAGGUGACCUGCGGGUGGUGCUGUACGAGAAGAGCUGCGUCCUGCCCGCGCUGUGUGGAGUCACCGGGGAAAAGUACGCUCUGGGUCUCAACUUCACCUUCAUCAACGAAUGCUGCAACACACACCUGUGCAACGUGGCCGGCCGCCCCGCCGGGCCCCCGCUCUGGACGGCCCUGCUGCCCCUGCUGGCUCUGGGCUCCGCUUGGUGAGCAGAAGGACAUGAACGCAUCAUGGAAACGACCCAGGGAGCGAAUACUUCUGAUUCCAGAUACAACAUGUUUCAGAGUUUCAGGUGAAACUAAAACUACUCUCUGAAUUAAACAGCAGAAACUUCAGAAAUGAUUCCAACCAACUGAGCUUUUCCUGUUUUGGUAUUUUAUUCACAUUUAUGAGCAACACAAAGUCAAGCAGGAAAUCUGAACCGGAGGGAAACAGAAAUCCUCCUUGGAGCCAAAAUAUUAAAACUCAUCUGAUGAAAGAAUAUCUUGUGCCUGAAAUGUGAUUAUAUGCUUAUGAUAAACGAUUUAGAGUCUGAGGCUGGAUAAAUGCUGGAACGUUACCAUGAUGUUUAAAUGUCCCAGAAAAAAGGUUUGGCUCCAACAUUCAGUCAACAAUUAUAUGACUUACUUUUUGUGUCCAGGUUUGUGGAUUAAAUUCAAAAUAACAUGAAAUAAUCUCAGUAAAACCCAUAAAUCAAAGAGAAGUUGCACAUUUUAGUUGGACUUUGAUAAAUUCUUUCACUUUAUGCGGAGUUCGGCACCAAACUGGACGUUUUACUUAAAGUGUAACUAACCAAGCUGGACCUUUAGAACCAACAGGACCAUUCAGCUGCAGUAGCCACACUUCAACCCUAGAGGGCAGCACUGACACGAGGUUAGGUCAAAUAUUACAGAAUUAGUCUGAAAAGUCCCAAAAACGUUUUAUGUUAUUAUGUUGCACAAACAGACAUCAGCAAAUAAAAUAGAGCAACAAAAAAAGAACUGCAGAAAAAUAUCAGACUCAUUCUGUCAACAAUGUUUAGGUUUUUAUUGCAUUAUUUUGGUCAAGUCUGAACUUUCUCUGCUUUGUGUUUAUAGA
This is a messenger RNA of Poecilia reticulata (guppy), 1523 nucleotides long. The record is from RefSeq and is a predicted model, not a curated record. NCBI's taxonomy places the organism in Eukaryota, Metazoa, Chordata, Actinopteri, Cyprinodontiformes, Poeciliidae.